Molecule: messenger RNA, 903 nt
Organism: Alternaria infectoria
Lineage: Eukaryota; Fungi; Ascomycota; Dothideomycetes; Pleosporales; Pleosporaceae
Exons: 1
Coding region: 1-903 (300 amino acids)
Source: RefSeq, a predicted model, not a curated record
AUGGCAACGACGCAGUCAAAAGACAAAACCUACGCUCCAUCAUCUGGCCAAGUCGCCGAAGAACCCUCCAAACUCAGCGUGAGCGUCAACAUCGAAUUAGCACUCGAAAGAUGCAAGGACGACUUCAAGGAGCUUCUUAAAAAGCUUAAUCUGGCAAAGGAGCUGGCGAAUAAGCAGAUACAUGAAACACCACCUUGUGAAGCCAUCGAGGCUCCAUGCCCCAGCAUAUCGGGCCCAUUAACGGUCGCUGAAGCUCAGCAUAUGAUCGAGCGUGCACCGCCAGAAGAGAUCGACCGCCAAAGAUUCGUCCUGAGGAGAUGGGCAGAGAGGAACGAGGACUACCUACAGGACAGUUACCGUGUUGAAGGGAAGCUUGUGAAGUUCAAGAACUCCGAAAAGGAGAGCGCGUGGAAGAGCCACCAACGAGAGAGAAUAUCUCACGCGCGGAGCACAGUCCUUCAAGUACUCUACCUCAUUUCUUUGAGCUUGACCGAUAUGAGAAGGAUCGCAGAAGGACGCAAGAAAUGGGGAGGAAAGUGGGGUCCAGAAUCAGCCUGGGAUAGGGAGGUGUUGAAGCUUAGGCACAAGACAAACAAUCUGAGCAGAUACACUGAUAUCCUGGAGUUGCUGACGGAGACGGUGGGGGACAAGGGCCCAGAUAAGUCGGGCGCUUACGCGCAUACUAGCGGAUACUCUAAUGUGGAUUAUGUGCGUCUGGAUCAAGAGCUGAGGGACAAGAAAGUAGCUAAGCAGGAUGCUUGCACGGACGUUGAAAGUACUGAUAACGAGUCUGAUGAGGAAGCGGCGAAAAGCGACUACCUGAGGAUGACGAUGCUUGGGCGAACGUUAAAAGGCAUCAUGCCAGGAAGCUCGACCAAGGGCCAGGGGACAAGGCCUAGCUGA